This is a messenger RNA of Capsaspora owczarzaki ATCC 30864, 3477 nucleotides long. RefSeq lists its product as hypothetical. The record is from RefSeq and is a predicted model, not a curated record. Gene Ontology annotation, molecular function: protein binding. NCBI's taxonomy places the organism in Eukaryota, Filasterea, Ministeriida, Capsasporidae. The coding region runs from base 179 to 3283 and encodes 1034 amino acids. The transcript has 2 exons.
CCCAUUUUCGCUCAUUUUUGCGCUUUUUGCCUCAUUUUGCUCUUUUUGUUUUUGAUUCAGUCCUUCUUCUUUUUUCGUCCUUGUUUUGUCUCGUUGCUUUGGCUCCAGUGGUUUUUUGGGCAACGAAACUUUGUUUGGAUUUUAUUUUCAUUCUUCUUUUUUCUUCUUUGUCUUUCCAAUGAAGCAACCCGCUCUGGUGCUUCUGGCGCUGGUCGCCUGCAUGGUGCAGAUGCACGCUGCGCAAACUCAAGCCACGAAAGUCGACGACGCCCUCGCGGCCAUCAACGGCAUGUCUGACAAGGCAACCCUGAUUCUCGCGCUGACGAACGGCGUCGCGAUCGACUACACCCCGUCCAACUCCAACCAGCUUGUCCGGUUCAACCGCAUCGAAAAGAUCACCCCGGUUUUGAUCGGCCAGACCUAUCUUAUGGCCGGCGUUGGUUUGGAUGUCACCUCAAACACCCGCAUUGGUGUCUUUGGCUUUGAUCCUUGGAUCUCGUCUGCGCCGGUUGAAGUCAAGAACACCACCAGCCGUGUCAUCGCGUGGCUUCUCACCAACAGCGCGGACUAUGCAGCAGCGAGGGCCGCCAGUCGUACAGUGACCGUGUCUUUCAUCUCCAAUAGCUGGGUCAACACACUCAAGUCGUUCUUCCCCAAUUGGACGGUCAACGUGUGCAACCUGCAGUCGAAUCUGACGGCAUGUCUCGCAACGGGCGAGCUCCACAUCAUGUCUGGCAGUGGAACACCCACCGUGGACGUCAAGUCUUUCUUCCGCGCUCGCAUUGAUGCUGGCUUCCCAUGCUUGUACAUUCAUCAAGCUGGCUGGGGUGACGACUCGAUGGGCGGCUCAAGGGCUUUUGAUAUCGCGCCGUUCCCGUACGGCGGCACUUGGUGGGAACAGCAACGCAUCCAGGUGCCAAAUACCGUGGCUGCCAUCAACACCAAGAUUGGCGUCCAGUACUUGUACUCUGAUGUCAAGGAUCUGCUGACCAAGUACAAGAACAACGGAUUCACCUUCAAUCUUGCACUCUGCGACGACGACACGUGCACGAAAGACCCAAAGUUUGGGUCGGAGCUGCUGACCACCGCCAAUCGCGUCCGAAGCCUGAUUUCAAACAUGGAGUCGGCAGGAGUCUCCCCUGUCGAAGACCCCACAUCUCCCGUCAUGCAGCAGCUCAUUCUCGCCGGCGAUGAACUCCGCGCCCAAGUCAAGUUCCCUCUCAAUGUGGGCAACUCGUCCUUGGCGUGGGCCCGCAAUGUGAUUGCCGACAACUUUGCCAUUUCUCUGCGGUCCUCUGGCGUGGCGCAAGCUGAUCUCGGUGAUUUCAACCGCGUUUUGAAUGGCACCGUUCCUCGUUUGACCAAGAACCUAACUUUCAAGACGCGUGCCUACACUGCGACCCAAAGCGCGACCGUCAGCCAGGCUUCUGGUGAAACCAUCAUCAUCACACGCACUGACUCUGUCUCCACCACUGGCCAGGUUACUGUCCACAUCAACCACAUUCGCGCCAACACACACGCUUACCGUGAUCACACGUCCAACCGCCCGUACUAUUUGUGGGGAAACUCCAUCCCACUGCCUGCCAAUGUGCCCGUCAAGAUCAACAACCCGUACGGUGGCGUCAUUUACGUGACCGUUCCGCCCUCCACCAGCGGCGCUGUGCAAAACGUGCAAAUCAAGUUUGAAAACGUCGUCCAGCACCCCGUUUAUGACGCCAUUGCCGGUGGAUCUGUUCAGCCGUUCAUCGACGCCGUCAACAGCAAAGUGUAUGGCUCUGCCGAAAUCCUGAUGCCGCAGCUGCAAGUCAACAUUUACUUCCAGCGUGGGCCUCAAUCCCUGAAGGACUCGAGCUACUCUUACAAGGUCGGCUCGGUCACAAACUACAACGUGACCAAAUUCAUGACCUACACCCGCCAGUACCUCUACGAAUAUCACUAUGCGCUUGCUGGCUUUACCUCUGCUGAAGUCCCCUACCCGCCGAUUGCCGGCAUCCCCCAGAAGGCAGCUGCUUUUGGUUUGCGUGGCAUGAACUAUACCGGACCUCAACAUGUUCUGACAAGCGUGCAAUUUAUGAACUCGGAUUGGUACUCGCAGUGCGGCGCUGGCUGCUCUGGCAACCCCAUCGACCUUGACUGGGCAUUUGCUCCUCAUGGCUGGGGUGAGCACCACGAGCUUGGCCACAACAUUCAGUACGGCCGCUUCAAAAUCAACGAUGACGCUUCCGGUGAAGUCUCGAACAACAUCUUCCCGUUGUCUGUCAACUAUGCUCGCGCGCGUGCUGGCGACACAGUGGCCCUCCGGGCUGGCCGAUCUGCCAUUCCCGACCGCAUUCAGACCAUGAAGAAUGCCAUCGCCAACGGUCAGACGCCGACGGAGGCCGGCCUUACACCCGCCGAUCUGCAAUUCUACGAAACGCUCAUCCUCUCGGGCUCGGAUACUUGGGCACGAGACGGAUCCCAGAUUGCCGGCACCAACUACUGGACACAAGACGGAUUCCAGAUCAUCCCGAUGCUCUACCUCAUGUCGCGCAACAUUGAUGCCGAGAAGAACUGGACUGCCGCUCGCGACAACUACGGCCUCAGCCUCUUUGACUCGACCUCCAUUCCAGCCAACGAUUUCAUGGUCAUGGCCUUCUCGUGGCUGAACCGCCGCGACUACCGCUCCUUCUUCUGGGCGUGGGGCCACACCUGGUCUGAGAAGGCCAACCAGCAGAUCGAGUUGUACAAUUUUGAACACCAGCCCACCAUCUUCCGGUGGCCCAACGUCACCUAUCUGAACAUUGCGAAAGAUACGGUGGCCUUCCCGAAUGACCCGUACCGUCCCGAUGCCAAUACCAGCGGCGGAUCUUCCAGUAGCGCUGCCGUCAUUGGAGGCGUUGUGGGUGGUCUCCUUGCACUUCUUCUGCUCGUCAUUCUUGCCGUGGUGAUUGUUCGCCGUCGUCGGAGCUCGCCAAAGCCGGCAGCUUCCAAGAAGUCAAGUGCCGUGGGUGCCCAGUCCUCCGAGUAUCUCAACGAUACCGAGUCCGUUGCGAUGUCCGCGCCCGCCAAGGCACCUCGCCGAAAUGCCCCGGCCCCUCCGACUGGCGCGGGCGGUGCUGCAGCAGCUGGCAAGUCAUUCCGCGCCCUGUACGACUACAAGCCGCAAUCUGCGGACGAGCUCGAGCUUUCUGUUGGUGACGUCGUGAUUGUUUCCCACACUGACACUGAUGGCUGGUCCCAUUGCAAGCACAAGGGCACCAGUCGCUCCGGCGUUGCUCCUGCGAGCUAUUUGCAGGAGAUGUAAACAACCAGGGUGCGGGUUCUCCUGGUUUGUUUGAUUGUUUGUUUGUUUAUUUGUUUGUUUGAUUGUUUGUUUGUUUGCGAUGUGCCUUCCUUUUGUUGUUGUUCCUCUGUAUUGUCAUGCAUGCCAUUGCAUUUGCUCCCUCAAAUUUGUUGUCUUCAAUACAAUGAUGCAGUAUUCAAAAAUUCAAGCCUCAG